This is a messenger RNA of Zasmidium cellare ATCC 36951, 1116 nucleotides long. RefSeq lists its product as uncharacterized. The transcript has a single exon. The coding region runs from base 1 to 1116 and encodes 371 amino acids. Lineage: Eukaryota; Fungi; Ascomycota; Dothideomycetes; Mycosphaerellales; Mycosphaerellaceae. The record is from RefSeq and is a predicted model, not a curated record.
AUGAGCUAUCUUGAGAAAGCGGCUGUCGACGCUGAUAUGGUCGAGGGUUGGGAGGAGUUUCAGCGGCAGUGGGCAGGCAAGAAGAAGGCUGAAGAGGAGCUGAAAUGGCGGCAGCAGGAGUAUCAGCGAGAACAACAAAGUGCAGCGCAACAACAGCAACAGCAACAACAACCCCGGCAGGCCAAGCCAGCGACUGGACCACGUAAUGCGAGCUCUAAGGCGGCGGCAGGUGGCAGUGCAUCUGCCAAUGCCUCUCAAUACCGGCCUCUGACUGAAGCAGAAGCACUCGCUCUACGAGUUCUGGACGCGAAACAAAACCUGGACGACCAGACCCGAGCCUACGACAGGGCCAGGUGGCAAUACCCCAAGCCUCCUCUCUUCGUCGUCAAUGCUUUAGCGCACGCUGUAAAGCGAGCACAGGACGAGUUGGCCAAUGCCCAGCAGGUCGAGGAUAUCGCACGCAGGGCGAGGUUGGCAAGGGCCAAAGCAGCAAAUCAACAGCAAGGGGCCAGUAGCAGCACCGCGACCCAAGGUGCAGCGAAGAACCAACCGGCUCAACAAAGUACCAGCAAGACCGCAACUCCAAAACCAGCAAAAGCAACACAACCGUCCAAGACCACAACUCCUGUCGCUAAAUCAGAGAAUCCUUUCGCCGUGGACCCCGCCUUCCUCGCCAGAAUCAAAGCGAUGAACGAAGCAGCUCAAAAGAAAUCGGCAUCCCUCCAGAACAAGAGCGACGCAGAAGCAGAAGCCGACCUAGCGACGAAGCGUCGAAAAGCAGAGCAAGACGAAGCGUUUCUCGAGUCUUUGAAGCAGGGCGGUACUUCUGCUGGCAGCCAAGGGAAAGGAAAACAGAAGGCGACAGACGCAGACCCUCCAGCGCAGCCUUCGAAGUACCAGGCCCAUCCGAGAUACGUCUCCCCAACGGUCGAAGACGCAAUGGGCGAGGGUGAGGAGCAGAAAGAGAAGACCAAGACGAGGAAGAAGAAAACCAGCGGCUCCGGCAUCAAAAAGAAAGGCGUCGUCAAAUCUACAACGAAGAAGAAGAAAGGCCCCUUCAUCGUAGAGAAAUCCAGCGACGACGAGGAAGAGGAAGAGGAGGAUUUAUACUCUUGA